Brugia malayi is the source of this 1236-nucleotide messenger RNA. RefSeq lists its product as uncharacterized. Bases 1 to 1236 code for a protein of 411 amino acids. NCBI's taxonomy places the organism in Eukaryota, Metazoa, Nematoda, Chromadorea, Rhabditida, Onchocercidae. Gene Ontology annotation, cellular component: preribosome, small subunit precursor; cytosol; nucleus. Gene Ontology annotation, biological process: ribosomal small subunit biogenesis; ribosomal small subunit export from nucleus. The transcript is spliced from 9 exons. The record is from RefSeq and is a predicted model, not a curated record.
AUGCCGAAACACAAGAAAUGGAUUGAUAAAAAACAUUGUAAAACAUUUCAUUUGGUUCAUCAAAAUCAAAAUGCUGAAUAUCGUGACGGUGAAUUUGUGCAACAGUUGGUUAGGAAAAAGCAUAUGGAAGAAUACGACAAGUAUGGCAUAUACUUUGAUGAUGACUACAAUUAUUUGCAGCAUUUGAAAGAAGUGAACGAGGUAACAGAAAGUGGAGUAGGACAGUCAAUUAUUAGAAUACCUGUGGAGAAAACAAAUCUUUUAACAAACAUAUUCGAAGCAAAUGGUUAUGAAAUCAAUGCUGAAUUACUGAAGAUGGGAACAUUACCGCAUGAAAUGCAAAUCGAUCCGCAUAUAGUUGCGGAAUUGACAAGUGAUGAUUUCGAAUUUGAAAACCCAACUGAUGACUUAGAUGAUGACUUCGUCUUGCAAGCCAAUGGUGGUGAAUUACCUGUGCUACCACCACCGAUAUCAAUUUCAUUGAGGAAGAACGAAUUUCGUGUGAAAGCUGUUCAUAGUGAUGACGAUAGCAAUGAAGAAAUGGAUUUCAAUUCAAGCUAUGAUGAUCACAAGUCGGAAAAAGAUAUUUUCGUCCAUAUAGAAAAUAAGGAUGAACUGAGAUCGAUUGAUGAACAGUUCGAUAAAUUAUAUGAGGAAUACAAUGAAACAGAAGAUGAAAAUGAGGAGGCAGAGGAGUUUCUUUUGGAUCCAAGCUCUGAUCGAAUGAAAAUGCUUGUGGAAGAUUUCAAAAAGAAAAGAAUGGAACUUGUUCUGCAAAAAGAUGUACUGUCUCAGUGUUAUCCCGAAACAAAUGAUGAAGCGCUGGAGGUUGAUGAACAGAUGGAGAAGAUCACAAUAAUUUGUCCUAAAAAGAAAAAAAUCAAAUGGGAUUGCGAAACAGCUGUCUCCGCUUAUUCCAAUAUUUAUAAUCGGCCUGCUGUCAUUGUUGAUUCUUCACGUAAACAAAAAUUGAAAUCGGUUCUAAGGCAAAUCGAAAAAAUGGACUAUUCAGUUCAAUCAGGAACUAAGUCAGCAAUUUCAAGGGUAUCCUCAGCAACGAUGAAAAGACGUGGGGAAACAGCGGAAGAGCGAAAAGCAAGGAAAGCAUCUAUUAAAAUGAUUCGAGCUGAGCGAAGAGCUGAAAAGAAAUGUAAUAAAUUAACAUUUAAAGAAGAGCGAAAGAAAGCGGCUUCAUGCUGCCAUGGUUCGAUUAUUAGAAUGAUGCCCAUUGUGUAA